Molecule: messenger RNA, 750 nt
Organism: Theileria equi strain WA
Lineage: Eukaryota; Apicomplexa; Aconoidasida; Piroplasmida; Theileriidae
Exons: 1
Coding region: 1-750 (249 amino acids)
Biological process (GO): protein transport to vacuole involved in ubiquitin-dependent protein catabolic process via the multivesicular body sorting pathway
Cellular component (GO): ESCRT II complex
Source: RefSeq, a predicted model, not a curated record
AUGAAAAGAGGAGUUGGCUAUUCUAGGGUUCUCAACAGAAAUCGUGAUAGGGAUCGAAUUGAAAAGGUUUCUGGAAGAAUUCUGGAAGAGAAGCUAGAUUCAUUGGCAAAUGUUUGCAAUGAUUUGCAAGAAUCCUUAAAAACUUUCAUAAAGAAACACAAGAAAAACAUUAACCAAGACCCAGAGUUUAGGCUCAAGUUUUUGGAAAUGUGUAGCCUUCUGGAUGUAGAUCCUCUGUGUAGUAAUAAUGGUUAUUGGAGUAAAAUAUUAGGACUUUCAUCCUUCUAUACAGAGCUUCUGAUGAAGAUCUUGGAGAUUUCCAUCAACACAAGAUUUGUAAAUGGAGGGUUAUGUAGAAUCAACACUAUUCUCUCUAUUCUUUCUGUAAAAUACAAUAUAAAUACACAAGAUAUAAAGCGUGCAGUUGAAAUGUCAAAAAUAUUUGGAGAGUCUUCUGCGAGAAUUCUCUCUAUAGGUGGCGAGACAUUUGUCGUUACUUCAUCCAUUAACAUGAACACAGACCAUAUAAAGGUACUAGAUUUUGCUUCAAAAGUGAAAAGGGGAAUUUCAAUUCAAGAUGUAUCCAGUGAACUAAAUUGGACCAGAGAAAGAUCGUUUACUAUUUUAAAUUUCUUCAUCCAACAACAAGUAGCGUGGAUCGAUUUAAACAUGCAGAACGAGGUGGAUAGUUGUAUUAUCUUAUCCAAUGCAAACACGUUGUACUGGUUUCCCAGUUUUUUGGAAAUUUGA